This is a messenger RNA of Chara braunii, 1847 nucleotides long. The record is from the annotation of a GenBank genome assembly. Lineage: Eukaryota; Viridiplantae; Streptophyta; Charophyceae; Charales; Characeae.
ACGGGAAAGUUAGUGUGGGAGAUCGUCCUUAGCCUGGUAUCGGGCAACGUUUCCGGAGAGGACAGACAUGGUCCGAACCAAUGGACUAUACGGCUAUAGGUCGAGAUGCAUCCAAUCCCUUUGUAGAUGGGAACGGAUGUCGGGAGAUGGACCUACGGUGACUGCUGUGUUGGACUACAACUAUGACAGAGGCGAGGCUAAGCUGAGGAUAAACGUGGAAGGAGGGAGAGAGGAAGACAUGAGGGCGGACUCAGUCUUGCAGAUGGCGAUAACUGAGGCGAAGUACCGUGUGAAGAGGAGAUGCAGACGGGACGGAGUUACAAACGAGAUCAAGGUGAAGAUCACUUACCUGGAGGAGGAAACAUCUACGGACACGGUUGAACGUGAACAGCAGCAUCUGGACUGACACAGUGAUUUUGAGAGCGACGUCAGUGACAAGAAUGCAGGGACCCAGUGCAGUGUGUGCCGCCAGUAGUACAGAAGAUCACUUACCUGGAGGAGGAAACAUCUACGGACACGGCUAAGGAGGAGGAGGAGCUGCAGUGCAGUGUGUGCCGCCAGUAGUGCAGGUUGCAGAGACAUCCGUGAUAAAGUAAUGGAGGAAGAUGUGACUUGCGUGUAUCUAGAUGAAUGUUAGCUAGUGUGACGAUGUUGUUAGCAGUCUAUAGAUAAGCUUUGUGUGCUGUGGUAAGCAUCAAGUCUGUAAGGAGCCUUUGUGUUUUGGACCAGAGGAGCCACGUCAUAUCGUGUUGUGUCAUGUUCUACCCAACCGAUUCCCGGGCCCGAAGCAAUUAAAAAAAAAAUGUCACCCUGUCCUGAGUCCCGACUAAUCAAAUCCCAAGUUUGAGUUUGGAGAGUGCAUAAAAUAAAGUAAAAUAAGGUGAAGGGCAAGAGAGAGAGAGAGAGAGAGAGAGAGAGAGAGAGAGAGAGAGAGAGAGAGAGAGAGAUCAUGGGUUCAAUCAUCAUCGCGUGUAAGAGAGAGAGAACACACUGAAGUAAAUGAGCAUCGAUUGCCUACCUCUCUCUCUCUGUCGCUUUCUCGCUCUCCUGUCUUCAUCUACACCUCUCCCUACUCCAUGUUUGUCCUCGUCUUUCUCCGCUCUCCUGUCUUCAUCUACACCUCUCCCUACUCCAUGUUUGUCCUCGUCUUUCUCCGCUCUCCUGUCUUCAUCUACACCUCUCCCUACUCCAUCUCUCUCCUUCUCUUUCUCCCUUUUAUAUCAUGCAGUGGUACUUGCUGGCAGGAUGCACCGAUUUCUGUCAUGAUCUUUUAUAGUAAACUCCGUGUUGUGUUCCCUUUCGCUCCGCCCUCCUCUCCUCUCCAUCUUCCGUCCUCUCCCCUGCCCUGUCUUUCUCUUUUCAUAUGCCGAAGUGGUGGCCUGCAGUGUUUCAGGAGUUGUUUUCCAAUCCUAUGGAGUCAUGCUCCCCAGAAUGGAUAUGGAGCCAGAACUUUCACUCGGGUCUGAAAACGAGAGAGCGAACGACAGAAGACUACUGUUGGCAUCAUCAUCAUCAUCAUCAUCAUCAUCAUCCAUCAUCAUCCAUCAUCAUCCAUCAUCAUCCAUCACCAACCAUCAUCAUCAAUGAACAAUCGUCAUCAUCAUCAUCAUCAAUCACUAAUCAUCAUCACCAUCGAUCACUAUCAUCAACUCACGUCAUUAUAACGCAUCAUACUCAUCAUCGACGACUACGGUCUUCCACGAAUUCAAAGCAACCUUAGCAUGACUGUAUCUGACUGCAAAUACUGCUUGUAUACAUUGUUGUUUAAGGUGCGUUGUACUCGGGUGGACGACGAGGGGUAAAAAUCAAAAGACACCCGCAUAACACAGUAAAUUUGUGCUUGUGUG